AACCUGGUAUUACCGAUUUGAACACUUUGAUAAUUUUUCGAGGAUUUCAAAAAAGAGCUUUGUACAAAUAUUUAAUCUUAUUACUAGAUAAUAAAACAACAGCAUUUUAUGUGAACGAACUGAAUAAAUUCGCUAAUAGAUCAACUUUUAAAAAUGACGAUGAUUUUUUUGAUAAAUUUAUCGCUUCACUACAAUAUUUAGUUGGCAAAGAAAUAUUUAGUUAUUUCAUCACACCCAAAUCUCUGGUUUUCAAGUCAAGCAUUAGUAAUAAAGAAGAAGAUAUGACAUAUUUAAAAACUUCUCUAAAUCCUUUUGAACAAGAUACAGCAAAUACACAUGAUAAUGAGAUAAUGCUUUCAUCAAACUUUUUCUCAUGUUGA
Funneliformis caledonium is the source of this 380-nucleotide messenger RNA. Lineage: Eukaryota; Fungi; Glomeromycota; Glomeromycetes; Glomerales; Glomeraceae. The record is from the annotation of a GenBank genome assembly.